Molecule: messenger RNA, 438 nt
Organism: Rhodamnia argentea
Lineage: Eukaryota; Viridiplantae; Streptophyta; Magnoliopsida; Myrtales; Myrtaceae
Product: NAC domain-containing protein 2-like
Exons: 2
Coding region: 1-438 (145 amino acids)
Biological process (GO): regulation of DNA-templated transcription
Molecular function (GO): DNA binding
Source: RefSeq, a predicted model, not a curated record
AUGAAUGGGUACCCGAUCGGUUUCCGUUUUCACCCGUCGGAGGACGACCUCUUCUUCCAUUACCUCGCGAAGAAGGUGGCAGGGGAAUCGGAGGCCAUCCCUCCGUUCAUGCCCGAGGUCGACAUUUACUGCGACGGAGACCCUUGGGAGAUCUUCGACUCGAAUUCGAGGGAAAGCUUCUACGUCUUCACUAGGCUAAAGGUGAUUAAGUCCAGGGUGAAGAGGACCGCCGGUUCCGGGACUUGGAGCAAUGGAAAUAAGCGGAAAAUCAUGGACAGUCGAGGCGAGGUCGUCGGCUACAACAAGCUGUUCACCUUUAAGUCGUCGGCCGGAAGCGAGAAGAUGGAGAACGGACGUUGGACCAUGCACGAGUACUCUAUGAUUGGUCAAGAGAAUCCUUUCGACGGUCAGAUUGUUCCCGAGGAUAAUUACUGUUGA